CGUCAAAUCGAAUUAAUUGUUGUUGUUUUGUUUAGCAGGUUUUGAAAAUUAAAUAAUUAAAUGGCAACAAUCAGAGUACCGGAACAAAAAAUAAUUCUCUGCGGCGAAUAUGGCGUGGGAAAAAGUUCGAUAUUUCGAAGAUUUACCAAUAACACGUUCGUGACAGCCACAGAUAGAAAGUCGACCUUAGGGUUAGACCAUUGUUCCAAAAUAUUCAGCCCUUCUGAUAGGGAUUUAAAAUUGCAAUUGUGGGACACAGGCGGUAUGGAAAGAGUCGCUUCGAUAACAUCGAGCUAUUACAAAUUCGCAGAGGCUGCAAUUCUAGUUUUCUCUUUCGACAAUCCCGCUUCAUUUCACGUUCUAUCCCAACACUUAUUAGAUAUAGUGACUUACGCAGAAAACGCCAAAAUAUUCCUAUGUGGUAAUAAAAGCGAUUUAAUCGAAGAACCUCCUCAGAUUACCGAUAGCGAAAUGGACAAUUUCUGCGAGCAAUGCCAUAACUUAAUAUCGGGUAUUUACAAGACUUCAUGCAAAACGGGUGAAGGUUUAGAAGAAAUGUUCGUCGAUAUUGCCUCCCAGCUUGUGAAUAUGAACAGAUCGAAAAUAGAACUGCAGAGUAUAGAACAACACGGCUUUAAAAUUGUUCCUUACGAAGAAGAAUCGCAGGAUGAUGGAUGCAUUUGCUAGAAACACGUUUUUUAUAUGGCAGCUUACAUAUUUACCCUUUAAGUACAAGCGUUUUUACAAUGCAAGAUUUAAGUAUUUAACUUUAAAAGUUUGCCCAUGAUCUAAGUCACAAUUGAGCGUGAAUGUACAAUUAUAAAUUAUGUUAAUAAUAACGAAACAUACUCUCUGAUGAAUAAUGUAAAUAGUUGUACCUAUUUCAUUAAUUCAGAAAUAAUCGGUUUUGUUUUCCUUAAUACUUCACGAGUAUGCAAAUAUUCCAUAGGUUGAUAGCACUGGAUUAAAGUCAAUUUUAUUAAUAAACGAACUGAAUAAUCACACUCAUUUUAUUAAUGUAAAAAAGCUAGAUAUUUCUGCGCCAUAUUCGUUAAAUAAUUAGCUACUUGUGCCAAAGUGCUUGUUAGUUUUUUUUUUGUUAUUAUCGUUUUGUAAAUAAAUUGAUAUACUUUU
Messenger RNA from Phyllotreta striolata, 1134 nucleotides. The record is from the annotation of a GenBank genome assembly. Lineage: Eukaryota; Metazoa; Arthropoda; Insecta; Coleoptera; Chrysomelidae.